Molecule: messenger RNA, 446 nt
Organism: Parasteatoda tepidariorum (common house spider)
Lineage: Eukaryota; Metazoa; Arthropoda; Arachnida; Araneae; Theridiidae
Source: RefSeq, a predicted model, not a curated record
AAAAAGAUAUUAUAAAUGGCAAAUACUAAUAUAACUUUGGUUAUCAUGAUCAUCACAUCUGCUGCUACAGUUUUUGCACAAUUUACAGUAUCGCGCAGAUUUUAUAAUUUUUCUGUAGAAAGUCCAGUACACGACAGUUGGGUUUUGGAUACAGUGGACGAAGGAUUACUGGUAAGUUGCCUUCGCAAUUGUCAGAAGAAUGAAAAGUGUAAUGGCUUGGCUGUUAACGAAAUCACAGAAAGUUCUGAGAACUAUACAAGAACCUGCCAUAUAUUGUCGGAUUUAGAUCUUAGUCAGUGUGAUGACGGAGAAUGUGGUGACGAUGUAUUUCAAAUAUUUCAGUUACAAGAGGAACCAGGCACUAUGCUUCCUUCAGAUAUUUCAAACUGAAAAUAUUAAAGUGGGGAAAAAAAAGGCUACUGGAAUUGAAGUUAUUUUGAAAAGCA